Molecule: messenger RNA, 3476 nt
Organism: Gossypium raimondii (Peruvian cotton)
Lineage: Eukaryota; Viridiplantae; Streptophyta; Magnoliopsida; Malvales; Malvaceae
Product: transcription factor MYB3R-4
Exons: 12
Coding region: 350-3289 (979 amino acids)
Biological process (GO): regulation of DNA-templated transcription
Cellular component (GO): nucleus
Molecular function (GO): RNA polymerase II cis-regulatory region sequence-specific DNA binding; DNA-binding transcription factor activity, RNA polymerase II-specific
Source: RefSeq, a predicted model, not a curated record
CCCUUUAUGUUUGAAUAUCUCUUUUGUACCGUUUCAUCCUCUCUCUCGCAACGCUUCGCUUUGCCUUUUUUGUUUUUCGCAUUUGCUUUUGCAGAUCUUAAAAAAAAAAACCCUUCAAUUUCUCUUCAUAAUCUUCGCUUUGAAUCUGCUAAAGCGCCCCGUUUUUACUUCCCCUCUAGACCGGUUCUCCAUUUCUCCGUUUUCGAAGCUCGGUUUGUUUGUUCUGUAGUUUGGCGGGGAGGAACUUUCUAGUUAGGUUUGAUUAUAAUGAUUUUGAGAGCAUAUUGCGGACGGAAGUGUUGUAGAGUUGGGAUUGGGGUAUGCAGCUUUAUUCAUCUGUAAACAAACUAUGGAAAGUGACAUUAAAGUAUCAACUCCUUCGGUUGGGCUCGGCAGCAGUGAUGGUGCUCAGAGAAUUCGACCUGUUCAUGGGAGGACUAGUGGUCCUACAAGGCGAUCUACAAAAGGACAAUGGACUGCUGAAGAGGAUGACAUUCUGAGCAAAGCUGUUCAACGUUUUAAAGGAAAAAAUUGGAAAAAGAUAGCGGAGUGUUUCAAGGAUAGGACUGAUGUACAGUGCUUACAUAGGUGGCAAAAGGUUUUGAACCCGGAACUUGUUAAAGGGCCUUGGUCAAAAGAGGAGGAUGAGCUGAUUAUUGAGUUGGUGAACAAAUAUGGGCCAAAAAAGUGGUCAACCAUUGCUCAGCACUUACCUGGACGUAUUGGAAAGCAAUGCAGGGAAAGGUGGCACAAUCAUCUCAAUCCUUCCAUAAACAGGGAGGCGUGGACUCAGGAAGAAGAGCUGGCUCUAGUCCGUGCUCAUCAGAUUUUUGGAAACAGAUGGGCAGAGCUCACAAAGUUCUUGCCAGGAAGGACAGACAAUGCGAUAAAAAAUCACUGGAACAGUUCAGUAAAAAAGAAGUUGGAUUCUUACAUAGCAUCAGGCCUUCUAGAACAACUUCAAUUCCCGGUUCUUGCAAAUCAAAGCCAGCCUAUGCCUUCAUCUUCUCUGAGGAUGCAGAGCACUGUAGAUGAUAGUGGUGCCAAAUGUAGGAAAGAAUCAGAGGACAUAUCAGAAUGCAGCCAAGAGUCAAAUAUGAUUGGCUGCUCUCAAUCAGCAAGUGAUUUAGCUACUGCUGCUGUACAUACAAAAGAGCAAUUCCACUUGACCGAAAUGCCUGGUGUGUCAAAAGAGAGGAAUUCCAGUUCAGCACCUUGUUCAGAAGAAUAUUACCCAUCUUUUGAAGAUGUCAACUUCUCCAUUCCAGAAAUACCUUGUGAAGUAGGGUACUCUUCCAGUGGGGAUUACCAGUUUGGUGAGCAUAUGUUGAUAACCGAUGAUGAAUGUUGUAGGGUCCUAUUCUCGGAAGCAGUGAAUGAUGGGUGCUUUGCCUCUGAAAAUUUUACACAGGGAUCUAAUAUUGUUGAAUUGGGUGGCUGCACAAACACAUCUCUUUGUCAGCCUUCAGACAUCCAACCAUCUGAAACUGGAAAAACUCCAGCUUCACAAUCUGGUCUUCCUUCAAGGUCUGAGGUAUUACCAACCUCAUGCUGUCAAUCUUUCGCAUCUCCUUCUCUUCUUUCAGUUGAGGAUGGUACACUUAUGUAUGGCCAAGAGCAGAGUCAAUUAAAUUGUCAACCUUUUGGAACUCAAGAGCAAGAAUUUACCAUGAAUGCUCAUGAUGGCUUCAUCUUUACUAAUGAUGAUCAUACAAAUGAUACUGACCUACAAGAGCAGACAUACCUUGCAAAGGAUUCUCAGAAGUUGGUUUCAGUUAAUAGUAUUGGUUCAGAGUUAAGUGCCAUGCUAACUUGUCCUAUUGCGGAUGAUAAGCGAAACUUGCCUGUAGAGCAAGAUGUCAGAGGUCUAUGUUACGAGCCUCCUCGAUUUCCAAGCUUGGAUGUCCCUUUUUUCAGCUGUGAUCUUGUACCAUCAGGCGGUAAUAUGCAGCAAGAAUAUAGCCCCCUUGGUAUUCGCCAGCUGAUGAUGUCUUCUAUGAACUGCAUCUCUCCAUUUAGGUUGUGGGAUUCGCCAUCUCGGGAUGGCAGUCCAGAUGCUGUGCUGAAAAGUGCUGCCAAAACUUUUACUGGGACACCAUCCAUAUUGAAAAAGCGCCAUCGUGACCUUUUAUCACCUUUAUCAGAAAGACGAAGGGAGAAAAAGCUGGAAAUUGAUAUGACAUCCAGUUUGACCAAAGACUUCUCUCGUUUGGAUGUGAUGUUUGAUGAAAGUGUUACUGGCAAUACAUCUCAGGUGUCUCCAUCUAAACGUAAAACCAAUGCUAGAGCCUCCAUUGAAGAAAAAGAAAACGUGUGUCAAGAAUUUCAUGGGUCACUAGACAAUGGGGGAGAUCACACUGAGCCAUUAGAUGAUGAAGCUCAGAAGAAAGAUUCUAAUGGAACUAAUUCCCCAGGGAACAUAAAAAAGGAAGCCUGGGGAAUUGAUAUCAAGGACAAAACUGAUGCUCAUGCUUCAGAAAAGAUUAUCCAACAGCCUUCGGCAGUGCUUAUUGAGCAUAAUGUAAAUGACCUACUAUUGUUUUCUCCUGAUCGUGUUGGUCUUAAAGCAGACCAGCCAUUAUUGCCUUCAAGCAUACGAACUCCACGAAAUCAGUGUCAUAAGAGCUUUAGAGCUAUAUCAAAUCAAGGUUUAUCAGGAAAUGCAUGCUUAAUUGUUAGCUCUCCCACUCUGAAAGUAAAGAACAGUGACGGUCACUCAAUCUCUGUUACUGCAGUACAGUGUACCAAUUCACCUGCAACCCUUGAGAAUUUGGCUGAUAAUGCUGGGAUUGAUACUGCUAUUGAAAAUUAUAAUAUAUUUGGUGGAACCCCAUUCAGAAGAAGUAUCGAAUCCCCGUCGGCAUGGAAGUCUCCUUGGUUUAUUAACUCUUUCAUUCCUGGCCCAAGGAUCGACACAGAAAUAACAAUUGAGGACAUGGGAUAUGUUAUGAGCCCCGCAGAAAGAAGCUAUGACGCCAUUGGAUUGAUAAAACAAUUAAGUGAGCAUACUGCUGCUGCUUAUGCUGAUGCCUUGGAGGUUUUGGGAAAUGAAACUCCAAAAUCAAUUGUAAAAGGAAGACUCUCCAACAAUCGUAACAUGGACAAAGAGAAUAACGGGGUUGAGAAUAGUUCACAUUUGACUUCAAAUAUAUUGGCCGAGCGCCGCAUCCUUGAUUUUAGCGAAUGUGAAACACCAAGAAAGGAAACCGAAAAUGGGAAAUCCUCAACAACUGCAGCAACCGUGAGUUUCUCAGGCCCCUCUUCCUAUCUUUUGAAAGGUUGCAGAUAGUGCCUUUUAUUAUUAUUUUUUGACUAAAAAUCCCUCAUGUUUGUAGUUUAUAUCGUAUAUGUAUGCCUUUUUUUUUUCAAAUUUCUUCAAUUUGUUGUGGAAAGGGAACGGAAUCAAUUAAUUAAAUUGAUAAAAGAGUGUAUGAAGUGCACAUAGAUUCUUCAGCUCUUCUCACCAACUUUUUGCA